GAAAAUCAUCAUCAUCUCAAUCGCAACGUUCUAAGCAUCUUCUAGACUAGAGGCUUAAGCUCAGGUCAGCGCUUCGAUUAGUUAGUGCUUUGCCGUCGGUAUCCAGUGGCGCAUCACCGAUUGUGCUUCUCGUGUCGCUCUCCCUCUCUAGUCUAAACAUUGAAGUUGCGCGAGUGUUUGAUUGGCGCUUCCCAAUCGGAAAAGAAAUAAAUUACGUGUAAUUCUAGUCGAUAUGCAAAUCUUCUCAGCAUCGGUGAUCUUUGCCAUUUGCUUUCACUUUCUGACUGCCACGACAGGAUUGGCGCGAAAAUGCGGUCACGUGGCGGUGUUCCACAAAAUCCUCGGAAUGCGGCCGGCGAAGAGCCAUAACGUCUACGAUCAGGAAGCACCGAGUGGACUACUUCCGCUGUACGGUGUCAGUGGGUCUCACGAAGAAGCGGUCAACGCUAGAUGUGCUCGAUUAUGCCGCGAUGAUCCGGUCUGCUACGGGUACCUUUUGGUGUUCAGUCAGAACGUUUGCUACGGGUACAGCAGUAAUCGGACGGCGGCGACAACCCGAUACGACUACAUCGACGAAGCCAACCACCAAUUAGUGACCGACGCUAAUGUUGCGUUUUUUGUCAAGACGAACUGCCUGGACGUGCCCCUCAAAUGCGCCACCACCAAGCUCUUCCCACUGGUGUCCAUCCCGGGAGCCGCUCUGAUCAUGCCAUCCUCUCACCAUCUACUGCCGCGGCUGGUCACCCGAGACGAGUGCGCCAACGCAUGCUUCCACGAGCAACGAUUUCCCUGCCGCUCGGCCCGAUUCGUGCGCUCCUUCCGAAACAAUCGCCAUCGCCUUCGGUGGUCCAAGAUCGAUCGGGCGCAAAUGGGUCAAUGCUACCUUAGCCGAACCCAUCGGUACGCUCACCCGGAAGCGUUUCGUCGGGGCUGGGAGGAUGACGAGGAGUAUUUAGAGAAUCAGUGCCACGCAAUGGGAGAUCGGGGUUCGGCUGGCUGUUCGUUCGAGCAGCAUCGUGAUACGGCUUUUGUCUAUGCUGACGAUUCGCUGAUCGUAUCGGAAGAGAAAAGCUGCAGCGAACGGUGCUUGAAUGAGGAUCGAUUCGUUUGCGUGGGCUAUACGUAUCACAAUGCGUCGAGCGGGGGAGGUGGAGGAGGGCCAAGAUGUUCGCUGCAUUCGGACGAUCUGACGAGUUUGGGCCCUAAAGCUGUUCGGACGGUGAUUGAUUCGGUUUACGCCAAAAGGGUGGCUUGUUUGAAGCUGGCGGAGCAAUGUCUAAGCAAUAGAAUGGAGGUGGCGUUCGAUCCGGACGAAGAGUACCGCGGAAGGAUGUACUUGAACACUGCGCAUCAGAAUUGUAGUUAUGAGGUGACUAACAAUGGAACGCAGCUGCUGGAGAUCGCAACUGGAAACGAACUUGUGGAGUCUCGUUGCGGAAUACGGCGAGCCUUCAUCAAGGGAAAUAUGUUUGACUUUCUUGUGUUCGCAUACGUCUACAUUCAGCGGCAUCCGGUGAUUCGUACGCAGGCUGAUCGUCUCCUCAAAAUGGGAUGCAUCCAUCACUUCGAUUCCGCCAACGUAACUCAGCUGAUGAACAACCUUCCGAUGCAAUCGACCGUGGACUUCAUCCCGCAUAGUCAGACGUUUAGUAUCGGCUCCACUGAAGUCCGCAAUGGCACGUCCAAAGUUGUGAAAGGUGUCACCACUGAACUGAUCGACGUGGAAACGCAAGCAGAAGUCUUCGAAGCUACUCUUGGACAGCUGCUGGAGAUGCGAAUCAAAUCGUCCAAUCCCGCCUUCGACAUGGUACCGCACAGUCUGCAGGCCUAUUCGGGUGACCAAACAUUGACACUUCUGGACGACAAGGGCUGUCCGCUGGAUGGACAGCUCCUAUCGGGCUUUCGGAAAGAGAAAAAGGCCUCCGAGAUUGUACUAGCGGCACGUUUCCAUGCCUUUAUGUUUCCCAGCUCAACAACGAUAAAUUUUAGGCUAACGAUCCAAUUCUGCUACGAAUCGUGCCCCAAAGCGGUGUGCUUCUAUCAAUAAAGUAUUCUAAGUAUAAAAAUGCCUAUAUCUUUA
This is a messenger RNA of Aedes aegypti (yellow fever mosquito), 2080 nucleotides long. RefSeq lists its product as uncharacterized. The transcript has 4 exons. The record is from RefSeq and is a predicted model, not a curated record. Bases 233 to 2047 code for a protein of 604 amino acids. NCBI's taxonomy places the organism in Eukaryota, Metazoa, Arthropoda, Insecta, Diptera, Culicidae.